AUGAGUGACAAACUUACUCGUGCAAGCCGAAGUGGCAAGCUCUGCAUUGAAGUGACCCCCGAUUCGAAGAUUGCCUUCCUCUCCGAGAGCCUUUGUAUUGGUUGCGGUAUCUGCCCGAAGAAGUGCCCCUUUGGCGCAAUCACCAUCAUCAACCUCCCGACCAACCUCGAGACCCAAGUUACACACCGAUACUCCGCCAACAGCUUCAAGCUCCACAGACUGCCCAUGCCGCGGCCUGGAAAUGUCCUGGGUCUUGUCGGAACCAACGGUAUUGGCAAGAGUACUGCGCUCAAAAUUCUGAGUGGAAAACUCAAGCCCAAUCUGGGCAGGUUCGAGAACCCCCCCGACUGGGAGGAUGUGAUCAAGCACUUCAGGGGCUCUGAGCUGCAGAACUAUUUCACCAAGCUCCUUGAGGAUGACCUGAAGGCUGUUGUCAAGCCUCAGUAUGUGGACCAGAUCCCCAAGGCCAUCCGUGGACCCCAGAAGAGCGUCAAGUUUCUUCUUGAGAGCCGUGCUGCCCUCGACAAUCUUGACGAAGUCCUGAGCACUCUGGAGCUGAAGCACUUGUACGACCGUGACGUCACUCUCCUGUCCGGUGGAGAGCUGCAGCGUUUCGCUAUUGGCACUGUCUGCGUCCAGAAUGCCGAUGUCUACAUGUUUGAUGAGCCUUCUUCUUACCUGGAUGUCAAGCAACGUCUGAGCGCUGCUCGUAUCAUUCGCUCCCUGCUUCGACCGGAUGACUACGUUAUCGUCGUCGAGCACGAUUUGUCCGUGCUUGAUUAUCUUUCCGAUUAUGUCUGCGUCCUUUACGGACAGCCGGCCGUCUAUGGUGUUGUCACUCUACCUCACUCUGUGCGUGAAGGUAUCAACAUCUUCCUUGAUGGUCACAUCCCUACGGAGAACUUGCGAUUCCGUGAGGAGUCGCUGACCUUCAGGAUCUCGGAGGGUACUGACGACUUCAUCGCCGAUCGCUCUCGCGCAUUCCGAUACCCCUCGAUGGAAAAGGCUCUGGGCAACUUCCACCUCAGCAUUGAUGCUGGUGAUUUUACCGACUCGGAGAUCAUCGUCAUGAUGGGCGAGAACGGUACCGGCAAGACCACUUUCUGCCGUCUGCUUGCGGGUGCUCUGAAGCCCGAUGGAGCCAAGAAGGUGCCCGAGAUGAAGAUCAGCAUGAAGCCGCAAACUAUCACUCCCAAGUUCGAGGGCACUGUCCGCCAGCUGUUCUUCAAGAAGAUCCGACCUGCCUUCCUGUCGCCCCAGUUCCAGACCGACGUUGUCAAGCCCCUGAAGCUCGAUGACUUCAUCGACCAGGAGGUCAAGAACUUGUCCGGUGGUGAAUUGCAGCGUGUUGCUAUUGUCCUGGCACUCGGUCUCCCUGCUGACAUCUACCUGAUCGAUGAGCCUUCUGCCUACCUGGAUUCCGAGCAGCGUAUCAUUGCUGCCCGUGUCAUCAAGCGCUUCAUCAUGCACGCCAAGAAGACCGCCUUCAUCGUUGAGCACGACUUUAUCAUGGCGACGUACCUUGCUGACCGUGUCAUUGUCUUUGACGGCCAGCCCGGUAUCAAGUCCCACGCCAAUACCCCCGAGUCGCUGCUGACCGGCUGCAACACCUUCCUCAAGAACCUGGACGUCACCUUCCGUCGUGACCCUGUCAACUACCGCCCGCGUAUCAACAAGCUGAACUCGCAGCUCGACCAAGAGCAGAAGCUCAGUGGCAACUACUUCUUCUUGGAGGAAGACAAAUCAACAUCAUCUUGA
Molecule: messenger RNA, 1758 nt
Organism: Thyridium curvatum
Lineage: Eukaryota; Fungi; Ascomycota; Sordariomycetes; Thyridiales; Thyridiaceae
Exons: 6
Coding region: 1-1758 (585 amino acids)
Biological process (GO): ribosomal subunit export from nucleus; translational termination; translational initiation
Molecular function (GO): ribosomal small subunit binding; ATP binding; iron ion binding
Source: RefSeq, a predicted model, not a curated record